Molecule: messenger RNA, 336 nt
Organism: Durusdinium trenchii
Lineage: Eukaryota; Dinophyceae; Suessiales; Symbiodiniaceae
Source: the annotation of a GenBank genome assembly
AUGGUUUUGGGGGUGGUGGAAGUCUAUGCUGCUGGUGCUUGCUGCUUGUGCUGCUUGCUCCUCUUCAGAAUCUUCCUAGCUCUACCUUUGGUCCACCUCCAUCGUCUCAAGUUAUGGGCCUUUUUCAUUCCAGGUAAUUGUGAUCCAUUUGCGCAUCCAAAGCAGUACAAGAGAGUAUAUAUAUAUACAAAUGCAUCCACAUACAGAUCGGAAGACAAAAACAUUACAGACAAGCAUGAUGCAUCUGGUAUAUUGAUUAGUUUACACCCCUGUGGCCCAAGAUCGUUGAUCGAUAUUCCUUCAUCGAUCCCGCGAAUUUGUAGGUUCUUGCGGUGA